Messenger RNA from Amblyraja radiata (thorny skate), 629 nucleotides. RefSeq lists its product as uncharacterized. Lineage: Eukaryota; Metazoa; Chordata; Chondrichthyes; Rajiformes; Rajidae. The record is from RefSeq and is a predicted model, not a curated record. The transcript is spliced from 6 exons. The coding region runs from base 1 to 609 and encodes 202 amino acids.
AUGAGGAAGAGGUGCGGCGGGGACGCGUGGCGACCAGAAGGGGAGUGGGUGAAGUGGCCACGCUCCCGCUCCUUGUUCCCGGCGCCGCGGCGAAGCUUCUGCUGCUCGGACCCCGCAGGGACCAUCACUCGUCCCCGUCUGGCCACUAACGGCUACAACCAGCACAACGACGAUGCCUCCAGCAGCAGCGGCGGCUCCACCAAAUCCGGCGCUCCCUCUUACAUGGAGACUCUUCUUUCCUGCUUGGAAUCUCAGGUGGAGGAUGAUUGGAUGUUGCACAAGAAAAGGUCAAACAGGAAGAAGCCGGGACCUGUGCCUGGUGUCAAACGUUCACCGUCCAACAGUUCAGUCAACAGUCUGAGUAGCUACAUCAGCAACGUCAGCAACUCCUCCAAGCACUCUCAGCGCUCUCUGCACCUCGGCAGCAGCAACGGCUGGCAGGAGCCCGUCGGUUUGGCGUACUUUGAAUCGUUCUCUCCCCUUGCCAAGCUGUGGGGCUGGAUCUCGCUGCUGUCUCCAGGUUGCACAAGAAAAGGUCAAACAGCAAGAGGCCGGGACCUGUGCCUGGUGUCAAACGUUCACCGUCCAACAGUUCAGUCAACAGUCUGAGUAGCUACAUCAGCAACGUC